This is a messenger RNA of Hibiscus syriacus, 1669 nucleotides long. RefSeq names its product dof zinc finger protein DOF1.4-like. The record is from RefSeq and is a predicted model, not a curated record. Gene Ontology annotation, molecular function: DNA binding; DNA-binding transcription factor activity. Gene Ontology annotation, biological process: regulation of DNA-templated transcription. Bases 360 to 1319 code for a protein of 319 amino acids. Lineage: Eukaryota; Viridiplantae; Streptophyta; Magnoliopsida; Malvales; Malvaceae. The transcript is spliced from 2 exons.
GAACCCAAACUAACCCAAUUCUUUGCCUCUUAAAACAUCUCUCACUUAACUCUAGAUUGAGACCUGGGCUUAGUGGACUUUGUCCACGCCCGACACUCGUACAGAUUCCCUUCUUUUACCCUCUCUCGUAAAAGCAGCAGAGAUUUUCAACAGCCAGAUACAGACACGUAGAGCUAUCAUACAUCUCUACAUCUGAAACGCUCUCUCUCUCUCUCUCUAAAGCUUUAUAUCGAUACCUGCAUGCAUCAGACCCAACAAGACAAAAGCCCAAGUAAACCCAGAAUCUUGAUUUUGUAUCAGAUUAACUGAAAAAUGGAUUAAUAAAUCAGCAUCCGAAAGAAGAGCAUAUAGAUUAAGCGAUGCAGCAAGAUAGGGGAGGAGGGAGUGGACAAGGCAUGAAGCAGAACCAACAGAAAAAUCAGAGGUUGAAGGCGUUGACAGGCGAGAAUCAACAGCAACAGCAGAACCCACCUCAAAAGUGUCCUCGUUGUGAGUCUCUUAAUACCAAGUUUUGUUACUACAACAAUUACAGUCUCUCGCAGCCUCGUUAUUUCUGCAAAACUUGUAAAAGGUAUUGGACUCAAGGUGGAACCCUAAGGAACGUGCCCGUGGGAGGUGGUUGCAGGAAAGGGAAGCGAAAAAAGGUUUUUCCUUCCGGUGAAAACUCAAGGUCUCAUCCACAUAUAUCUCAGCAGCAAGAAGCUCAGCAGAAGAACUUGGCAUCACCGCAAAGUAUGAUCUCUUCUAGUCCUAUGCUCAGCGUAAGUGCUGCUUUGAGAACCAAGGAAUCUGGUGGUUUCUCUUCAUCAACUGCUAUUUCUUCAGUGGGAUCGUAUUACCCUGAUGCUGGGUUCUUGUCUUCUUUGGCCGCAAUUCAGUCGAUGAACCUACCGCAACCUUUUAAUGAACCUCUCAAUCAGGCGCUAAGUAUUGGUGGUGACUUGGGUGGUUCUUCAAAUUUGGGUCUUUUGCAGGGAUAUGGUGUCGCUUCUUUUGGGUCACAACAGCAUCAGUCAAUUCAGCAAACCCAAUUCUUUCCUAUGGGUGAAAGAGAUCAAAGGGCUGUAAACAUGUGCCCAUCUGAUCAAGAAAGGUUGAUACAGUCUAACAGGCUUGCUGCAGGUAACUCUUCUCAGCAGAAUUGGCAUCAAAGUUUCCUCAACAACAGUAACCCUACAGUCUCUGAAUUGGCGGUGUGGAGUAUCAACAACAGCAGCAGCAGCACAAGCAGCCCUUGGAACACAAACACCAACACAGCAGGUUUUUCUCUGAAUCCAAAUCAAUGGACUGAUCUUCCAGGUUAUGGCGCUCCUCCAUAGUGCAAACGUCCAAAGGUAGACAGCUUAAUAACUCUAAAACGGAGUUUCAAUUUUUCUCCUUCUCUGUACUAAAAGCCCAUAGAGCUUUGAGCCUCACAUAUCCGAAGUCGCAUCAUCUAUUGUCUGUCCCGCUGCUGUCGUUGGGUUGGCUUUAAUCUAGUUCAACUUGAGGACAUGAGUUGAGGGAGAAUCUUGUAAAUGAAAGAAAAGUACGGCUAAUAGCCAUUUGAUUUCUUUUUCUUUUUCUUUCUCUAAUGGCAUACAGAUUCUGGGGUGUGCUUUUACUUUAACUUUUUAGUAUUCUUGGGUAUGGAAACAUAUCCUGAGUUGGGUUUCGUUGAUGUUGUUUU